This is a messenger RNA of Funneliformis geosporum, 150 nucleotides long. The record is from the annotation of a GenBank genome assembly. Lineage: Eukaryota; Fungi; Glomeromycota; Glomeromycetes; Glomerales; Glomeraceae.
AGUGAUAAUGAAAGUGAACAAAUGGCCUUUUUUACAAGAAAUCUUUCGGUUACAGAGAUUAUACAUUCAGCUUUUCCUAUUGAAUAUCCAAAAACUUCACCACAAGGUGUAGCUACUAUUUUCAAUAUUUCUGGUUGGUCAAAUCCAAUG